Hypomesus transpacificus is the source of this 2117-nucleotide messenger RNA. RefSeq lists its product as uncharacterized. The record is from RefSeq and is a predicted model, not a curated record. The coding region runs from base 224 to 1921 and encodes 565 amino acids. NCBI's taxonomy places the organism in Eukaryota, Metazoa, Chordata, Actinopteri, Osmeriformes, Osmeridae. The transcript is spliced from 4 exons. Gene Ontology annotation, molecular function: A2-type glycerophospholipase activity. Gene Ontology annotation, biological process: arachidonate secretion; phospholipid metabolic process.
CAAACGUUUUUCAUUUGCAGGCCUACCUGUGAGUGGAACCUGCAGUUGGUUCAGAACCAUAUAGACUCAUACCUUAGCUAUACAUGUUGCUGUCAUUGGGCAAUAAUGCUUGCAUCUGCGCACAUUUUUCCAGAUUGAAUUAAGUGUUAUUGGGAUCCUUGCUUAAUUCGUCCUUAUUUGGUUAUUUACUUUUUGAGUUUUUUUUUUUAUCUCCUUGUCGGAUAUGCAAAUACGAUUUAUUUCCCAUUGGGCCUUUGCCUGGUCUUUGAUCGGUUUCUCAAAUGCGCUCGCAGUUAGGAUUUUGACAGAAUCACAUUCAGACAAUUCAUACUUUUGCCUCCGGACGAACUCCACUGAAGAAGGACACACGCGCCUCACAUUCUUACGAAAUGCCAUGGAUGGAAGCUAUUCCUUUCUUACAUAUACGAGUGUAUGGUCUUUAGAGAACAGGCAGCUUUUAGAAUGUGCGAUCGAUAACAAUCCAGUAGUUGCUGGAACGUAUUUAUCUCAUUGCACCGAACACUUGGAGAGCCACGUGGAAUUCAGUUUUAAUUUCAGCUUGUUGUUGGAUCAGGACGGCCCUUGCGAGUUGAAUCCAACAGUCGGAUUGAACUUUCCAAUAAGUGACCGAUCUCAGCAUCGCAAUAAUGUGGAAAUAAAAUACCGUAAGAAACGCGCUUGGGUAUUCCCAGGCACGCUGUGGUGUGGCAGAGGAAGCAAAGCUAGUGGUUAUGAACAGUUGGGAAUGUUUGAGCGAGUAGACCAUUGCUGCCGCAAUCACGACCACUGCAGAAACACCAUUCACGCCUUCACGGUAAACUACGGAGUGUUCAACACCAACUUCUACACUGUCUCACACUGUGAAUGUGACCACAGUUUCCGUCAGUGCCUUGGGAGAGUGAACGACACCAUCUCCAACAUGGUGGGCUACAGCUUCUUCAACAUCCUCAAGGUACCCUGCUUUGAGCUCACCCAGAAAAGACGGUGUGUGGAGCUGAACUGGUGGGGAAUGUGCAAGCUAACCAAGGUGGCCCCAUACGCCGUCUUCAAAAAGCCCUCCCCUUUCAACAUCACCCAAAUCCCAGAUCAACAAGCCGCCUCCCACCAGCCCGCAGUCGCAGAAGGUGCUUCUUCCUCCCGAGACAGGAAGCUCCUUAAGAGGCCGAAGCUGAAGGGCCCUUCUGGACGCUGCGUCUCGCCGCGAGGAGACUCCUCCCGGCACAGACCAAAAAAAAGGAAAAAAAGUGAAAGGAGACGGAAAACUCCCCCGACUCGAAGCAGCGCGCUCCAGACACGCGUGACCCAGACCGCAGAGCCCUCAACAUGGAUGAGAGCUGAUGAAAACACAUUCACUACCCGGGGAGUUGUUUCCCCCACACACAAGAAGACGGACAUGGCCAAAACGGCUAGAAAGGGCAAGAAAAAGAAGGUGCCUAGAACUGAAUCCAAAACCGUCCCUUCACGGUCAGGGCAAACCAGGCCACAGGCGGCUACGCAGACUAAAAAGCAGGCAGGCACUGCAACGCUAACAACAGCGCUUCCAUUGUUAAAAUCCACACGCCAAUCAACUACCACCACAACAACCACAGUUUCAAACCCCAAAAGCCACAAACGGACAAAGGGUUUCUGGAAACGUCAUCGAUGUGGACCCAGAGCCCCACCGCGAGGAGACAGCUUUCAGCCACGCCGCAAAGCUUGUUUAGAGGACACCCCCCCCCAACUGCCAACCGUCCAACUGUCAACGUACGCAACAGUAUUAGCCUUCACUAAGAGGAGAGCAUCAACUCAGAUUAUCAUCCCCUCACCUUACACCACAUCAUCCCCACCUAAGAAGACCUCUUUUACGCUAUGGAGGAAAAACCAUACUGAGACCGUCCCCUCCUCGAAGACCUGGACCAAGCCUCAGAUACAAACAGCAUAAUUUCCUGUUGGGUUUGGAGAACCUCUCCAAACAACGAACUUGUCUUCACCCAGGGAGAAGACAGACCCCUGGAGUUAAUGAAGCCAGGUAGAGUCAGGAUGUCUUAACAGAAGCAGUACAGUUCUCUCUCUCUGUCUCUCUGUCUCUCUGUCUCUCUGUCUCUCUGUCUCUGUCUGUCUCUGUCUCUCUGUCUGUC